Molecule: messenger RNA, 162 nt
Organism: Diversispora eburnea
Lineage: Eukaryota; Fungi; Glomeromycota; Glomeromycetes; Diversisporales; Diversisporaceae
Source: the annotation of a GenBank genome assembly
AUGUCUGAACAAUAUCAUUAUUCAUCACAGGGUCAAUAUCCCCCUCCCCCUCCUCCUCAACAAGAAUAUUAUCCACCUCAACCACAGCCACAACCACAAACUAUAAUAGUUCAACAAGCACCACCACCUAGUAAUGAUGAUAAAUUUUGUUUAGGAUGGUAA